GCAGUGAUUGGAAUUGUAAACAAAUCCACGCUUUUCGUUUCGUUUUCUUUUUGCUGCAGCGCAAAUGUUCUAACAAGUUACACGUUUAAUACUUUCUUCCAUCAAAAUUUUUGCAGAAUUUACUCCCCUGCCAGGAAUAAUUUAAGUUUCUCCAAAUGAAGGGAUGCACAGGAAAGUCAGCCAAUGAAGAGUUCAAAGAAGAAGAAGACUCUUCGGACGACUCUUCCAACGACGAAAUCGAGCAGGACAGUGAUGAUGGGUCGAUUGACUCAGACAGCGACGACGAUUCUGAAGGUAACAAAGGAGUGGAAGAAGAUGAUGGCGAUGAAGACGACGACAUAAUCAAGGCCUUUAGAAAGGCCCGAGAGGUCAAGAGAGACAAACCGCCGGACAUCACAUGCGAUGAUCCAGUCGCCGACCUCAGCUUUCACCCAGGACGAGAUGUAAUUGCCGCUGCCACUCUGGAGGGAGACAUUCUACUAUACUCGUAUAGCAAUGAAAGCUGCGAUCUGCAGGAGACAAUCGAAGUCCACACUCAGGCCUGCCGGUGUAUUGAGUUUAGUGAGGACGGAGACUCCCUGUUCUCCAUCUCCAAAGACAAGUCCAUCGUUGUCAGCGACUGUGCAACUGGAAAAAUGAAACGGUUCAAUGAAGAAGCUCACAGUGAUCCACUUUACAUCCUAAAAAUAAUUGAUGAGAAUCGAUUUGCCACAGGAGAUGAGAAUGGAACAGUGAAAAUUUGGGAUUUAAGGCAAAAGGAUGCAAUCUUCUCACUGAAAGAAAUGGAGGAUACUGUGAAUGAUAUGAUCACCACAGAGGCCAAGCGAUUCCUUGUUUGUUCUGCAGGAGAAGGAACUAUUACUUCCAUUGAUCUUAACAGUCGAAAACUGCAUGUGCAGUCAGAAGUGUAUGAUUCCGAGCUUACGAGUUUGGCCCUUGUGAAGCAAGACAGGAAAUUGGUUGUUGGAAGUGGGAAAGGCAUAUUUUAUUUCUUCGACUGGGGCUCUUUCGGUUACCAUUCGGACGAAUUCCCAGGACCCAAACAAUCUAUCAAUACUAUGAAAGGUGUCACUCAGAACAUUGUUGUGACUGGCAUGGAGGAUGGCGUUCUGAGGGCAACUCAUCUAUUUCCACACAAGCUGUUGGGCGUUGUCGGCACACAUUCAUCAUCUGUGGAGAGCAUGGACGUUUCUUGUGAUGGUGAAUUACUUGCAUCAAGUGGAUUUGAUAACACAAUUAAAUUUUGGAACAUCAAGUACUUUGAAGGAUUGAAAAUCUCCGAAAGAGAAAAGAAUGACAAAAAAGUAUUGAAUCAUAAUUUGCCUUCCUCAAAUGUACACAAUGCAGGAGAUUUCUUUAAGGAUAUGGUUUGAAACUUCUAUAACAUGAUCAAAUAUUACUCUCCAGAAUUAAACUGGUUUAUUAUUUCUAAAUUUUUGAAUAAAAAAUCAUGAAGGAUCCAAAAA
Messenger RNA from Neocloeon triangulifer, 1466 nucleotides. RefSeq names its product WD repeat-containing protein 55 homolog. The transcript has 7 exons. The coding region runs from base 156 to 1373 and encodes 405 amino acids. The record is from RefSeq and is a predicted model, not a curated record. Lineage: Eukaryota; Metazoa; Arthropoda; Insecta; Ephemeroptera; Baetidae. Gene Ontology annotation, molecular function: protein binding.